This is a messenger RNA of Colletotrichum tamarilloi, 675 nucleotides long. RefSeq lists its product as uncharacterized. Bases 1 to 675 code for a protein of 224 amino acids. The transcript has a single exon. Lineage: Eukaryota; Fungi; Ascomycota; Sordariomycetes; Glomerellales; Glomerellaceae. The record is from RefSeq and is a predicted model, not a curated record.
AUGGACCCCCUUUACGUCAUCCUCGCGGUACCGGUCGCGGUCGCCUUCUGUUUUCUCGUCAUACUUCGAAAAUCCCUCCGACGUGGCUGGACAAGACUCCGCCCCCAAGUCAACGAAUGGGCAAGUCUGGCCAUGGUCGCGCUUCUGGAGGCCUUCAAGAAGGGCAUUAAGGACGCCCUGAAGGAGGUCUUCAAGGGGAUUAUCUUGACAAUUCUACGAGAAAUGACGGGCUUUCCGAAGCCUUGUGCCGCUCAGGGCGGUGCAGGUGGACGCUGCCCUGAUGAACCCUUCGUGGUUCACAGAAGGUGUCUUACCCGACGGUACCUUCAUCCGACAAUCUCCGACGCCCCGGUCCUUGGGCUCCAGCGGGGGACCUUACAAAUUAUGUGCUCUCUCGGGAGCUUUCUUGACGACAUGUUUUCUUACGACAUCUUACAUCACGGCAUCUUACAACACGGCAUCUUGCUUGACGACAUCUUGCUUCACGACAUCUUGCUUCACGACAUCCUCCACAUUGGCAUCUUGUAUGACAGCCUCUUCCAUCAUGGAUCUCUUACCGUAUGUCCUCCCAUCACGGCAUCUUCUAGGACGACGUCUUUGGUCAAGACAUCGCCUGCCACGGUUAUCCCCCUAUCACGAAUUGUCCCAUCACUGCAUUUUCCCGGCAUCUUGUAA